CAAGUCCAGUGUCAAUUCCCAAGCUCAGAAAACGAGAGCGGACCCACCAAAUCCCCCCUCUCUAUGAAUCAUCCCAUUUUCUGCAUGCAUUCUGCACCUUCCAACAAUCACCUCUCUCCUCCUUCUUACCAACACGUUACACUCUCUCUCCUUCAAAAACCAAAACGCAAUUUCCACUGAACCACCACCACCGAUGACGACGAAGCACAGUAUCCCGUGGUCAACGAUCGGCGUGGUGAUUGCGUGGUACACUUCCAACAUCGGCGUCCUCCUUCUCAACAAGUACUUGCUCUCCAACUACGGCUUCAGCUUCCCCGUCUUCCUCACCACGUGUCACAUGAUGCUCUGCUCCGUUUUCAGCUACGUCAUCUCCGUCACCGGCGUCGUUCCUCUCCAGACCCUGCGCUCCAGGAACCAGUUCGCCAAGGUCGUCGCGCUCAGCGUCGUUUUCUGCUUCUCCGUCGUCUGCGGGAACGUCUCGCUUAGGUACAUUCCUGUCUCCUUUAACCAGGCCAUCGGCGCCACCACCCCCUUCUUCACCGCCCUUUUCGCUUACGCCGUCACCGCCAAGAGGGAGGCCUGGCUCACUUACGCCACGCUUUUGCCUGUUGUUACGGGUGUCAUAAUUGCCAGUGGGGGUGAGCCAAGUUUUCAUCUGUUUGGAUUUGUAAUCUGUGUUUCAUCGACUGCUGCCAGAGCAUUUAAAUCAGUGCUUCAAGAUAUUUUGUUGUCUUCAGAGGGGGAAAAGUUGAAUUCUAUGAACCUGCUGCUUUAUAUGGCACCUAUAGCUAUGAUGGUCUUACUUCCUGCAACAUUGUUGAUGGAGGGAAACGUGAUUCGAAUCACAACAGAUCUUGCAAGAAAGGAUAUCAGAAUUUUUUGGUAUCUGCUUCUCAGUUCUUCUCUUGCAUAUUUUGUGAACCUGACUAAUUUUUUGGUGACCAAACAUACAAGUGCACUUACCCUUCAGGUUUUAGGAAAUGCAAAGGGGGCAGUGGCUGUGGUGGUCUCAAUUUUGAUAUUCAAAAACCCCAUUUCAAUGAUAGGAAUGCUUGGCUAUGCACUCACUGUUGUUGGAGUUAUAUUGUACAGUGAAACCAAAAAGAGGUAUAGCAGAAAUUAGAAAAAUUAUUAACUAGAAUACCAAUCAAGGUAGAGUGUGAUUUACCACGAGCGAGAGGACCAACAAGCUAUUCAUAUAAAAUUAUGAGCUUGCAGCAACCACUUUGUUACACGUGAAUAGUGAACACGAAUAUUUUUUCCCCACCUAUUUCAUUCAUUGCAAUUUGCAAGCGUUGUGGAGGUAGUCACACUUUCAUUCUCAUUCACUUAUUCAGUCAUUUUUAAUUUGCUUUGCUGUUCCUUCAAUCACUGCAACUUCUUUUUCAU
Cajanus cajan (pigeon pea) is the source of this 1389-nucleotide messenger RNA. Its product is annotated as putative sugar phosphate/phosphate translocator At3g11320. Lineage: Eukaryota; Viridiplantae; Streptophyta; Magnoliopsida; Fabales; Fabaceae. The record is from RefSeq and is a predicted model, not a curated record.